Molecule: messenger RNA, 334 nt
Organism: Lingula anatina
Lineage: Eukaryota; Metazoa; Brachiopoda; Lingulata; Lingulida; Lingulidae
Product: neo-calmodulin
Molecular function (GO): calcium ion binding
Source: RefSeq, a predicted model, not a curated record
CAGAAUAUAUCACCGGUCGGCACUUUCUCUCUCCCGCUCACAACCAAACGGUUUCAUCAACUCGCCAACCACGUACGAAUCAUUAUGGCAUCAGAGCAGGCAAAAUUCGAGGCAUUCUUCAAGAAUGCCGAUAAAGACGGCAGCGGCAGUCUGACCUUUGACGAGCUCGCACAGACGCUGAGGAACAGCGGCUACAAGGGAUCGGACGAGACUCUGAAGAACUACUUCAGUAAUGCCGACAUUUCUGGGGACGGUAUAGUUACUUUUGACGAAUACAUGGUUGCCAUGGGGCAGGUGCCUCCGGAGCAGCAUAAGUAAGUUACUGUACUGUAGA